Molecule: messenger RNA, 1034 nt
Organism: Notechis scutatus (mainland tiger snake)
Lineage: Eukaryota; Metazoa; Chordata; Lepidosauria; Squamata; Elapidae
Gene: ERICH2
Product: glutamate rich 2
Source: RefSeq, a predicted model, not a curated record
GCUAUGGCAACGCAAGUGGCCACCCGAGCCCGGUCGAAGUUGUCGGCGUUAUGCAGGGAGCGACUCCGGAAUUCGCCGUCUUGCCCCGCGGGCAGCCGAGUCACACCAUGAAUAGGUUAAAUGUUCUUGUGGGGCAAGGAAUGCCUAGGCCAGGGGCUUCUAAGGUUUCUGGAAUGUUGGAAGUGAUCACUCCUGAAGAUGGGUUUAUCUUAGAAACUCGUUUGCCUUUGUCAAGGCAUAAUAGUUUGGGAAGGACAGAUGCAAUGAAGGAACAAAAGAAUAAACAUAAUGGAAGAUUGCAUGUGUUUGGUCCAGAAGAGGAAGUAGUUAUUGAACCAGUUCAAACAAUCCCACGUAUGGGAUGUGGAAAUGAACCUACAGGCAGAUCUUACACUCCGUCAAAGCAGAUCUUGUUAUGUACAGCUAAAUCAUUAGAAAAACGGAAUGCUUUAGCGGCAAGAAUUGUGAAAAAGAAAAAUCCAAGGGCGAAUGUAAAACCACAUGACUGCCUUGAAGAAACAGAUGAAAAAAUGAAAAAUUCCAAGAUUGAUGAAAAGAUUGUCAACAAUGAAGUCUGUACUGAACCACAAAAGGACAGUGUGGACACAAAAAAUGAGGAUGAAAAGCCACCAGAUAGUUCAGAUGACGAAAACAAGACUGGUCAAAAAGGCAAUGAAACUCAAAAGAGAAUUGCACCACUACAAUUGAUGGGAGAGUUUCUGAAAGCAAUAAUGGAACGGAAUUACACUCUUGCAAAGAAGCUUUGUCAGAUGAUUCUGAUAUAUGAACCAAGCAACCCUGAAGCUAAGCAAUUUCUUCCACUUAUUGAGAAAAAAAUGCUUCUGGAAAGUCAGUGUGCUGACAAAGAAGAUGAGGAAGCUGAUGAAGAGAGCAGUGAUGAGGCUGAAGAAGAGUCCAACAGUUCAGAAGGCAGUGAGACUGAAAGUGAAACAAGUUCUGAAGAUUCUGAAGACUCCUAGAAAUUUGGAAGCUCCAUCAAUGAGUGUUUCUUUUUUCUGCAAAAUACAUUAAAA